AUGCUGGCCAGGCUGCUGGCCCGGGCUUACUGCCCUAAAGCUCUUCCUCAGGCCCCCAGAAGCCACCCUGGGUCAGCAGCUGCACGAGCCUGGAGUCAUGGGCCCCUUACUGCCUACAUGCCUGAAGCCGUUGCAUUCCCUGAACCUAAGAACCAUCAGGGCUUGUACAAGGUGUCGGUGGAGCAGGGGGAUGCCUUCUGGGGAGCACUGGGCAGGAGUCGGCUCAGCUGGAUCACUCCCUUCCACUCUGUCCAAGACUGUGACAUGCACCAGGGCAGGGUCUCUUGGUUCAUGGGUGGACAGCUGAAUGUGGCAGUGAAUUGUCUGGAUCGACAUGUCCAUGUAGCCCCAGACAAAGUGGCCUUAAUAUGGGAGAAGGAUGAACCAGGAGAGGAGGUGCAGGUCACAUACAGGGAACUGCUGGAGCUGACGUGCCGCCUGGGAAACACUUUGAAACGACAAGGGGUGAAAAGGGGUGACAGGGUGACAAUCUACAUGCCCCCAUGCCCGUUGGCAGUGGCUAGCAUGCUGGCCUGUGCUCGCAUCGGGGCUGUGCAUGCUGUGGUGUUUGCCGGGUUCAGUGCAGAGUCCUUGGCGGAUAGGAUCCGAGAUGCCCAGUCGGAGACAGUGAUCACAGUGAACCAGGGGCUGAGAGGUGGCAAGGUUAUUGAGAUGAAGAAGACAGUGGACCAGGCUGUGAAGCAGUGUCCAAGAGUGAAACGGGUUCUGGUUUCCAUGAGGACUGAAACCAAGGUUCCUAUGACAGCCCUAGACAUGGUGCUGGAGGAGGAGAUGAUGAAGGAGAACACGUGCUGUGAGCCUGCAGCCAUGGACAGUGAAGACAUGUUGUUUCUUCUCUACACAUCAGGCAGUACCGGCAAACCCAAGGGUCUGGUUCAUUCCCAAGCUGGUUACUUGCUGUUUGCUGCUCUCACACACAAGUAUGUGUUCAACUACCAAGACAGAGACAUCUUCGGCUGUGUGGCAGACAUUGGCUGGAUCACAGGGCACACUUAUGUGGUCUAUGGCCCCCUCUGCAACGGUGGCACCACAGUUCUUUUUGAGAGCACUCCUGUCCAUCCCAACCCUGGCCGCUAUUGGGAAAUGGUGGAGAGGUUAAAAAUCAACCAGUUCUAUGGAGCACCCACUGCCAUCCGCCUGCUCUUGAGAUAUGGUGAUGAAUGGGUGAAGAAGUAUGACCGCUCUUCUCUCAAAGUGCUUGGCUCAGUGGGGGAACCCAUCAACAAGGAGGCGUGGGAGUGGUACUUCAAUGUGGUUGGUGAGACACGGUGCCCAGUAGUGGACACGUGGUGGCAAACAGAAACAGGAGGCAUCUGUAUCUCACCCCGUCCUUCUAAUCCUGGAGCUGAAAUCCUUCCAGGCAUGGCUAUGAGGCCCUUUUUUGGGAUCAGCCCCUCACUCUUGGAUGAAAAGGGAAAUGUCCUUCUGGAAAACAACAUUUCUGGAGCCCUUUGCAUCUCACAAGCCUGGCCAGGUAUGGCACGAACCAUUUACAAUGACCACAAAAGAUUUCUGGAAACCUAUCUGACUCCUUAUCCAGGGUUCUUCUUCACUGGGGAUGGUGCAUAUCGUACCAGUGAGGGCUACUACCAGCUGACAGGACGACUAGAUGACAUCAUUAACAUCAGCGGGCACCGGCUGGGCACUGCAGAGGUGGAGGAUGUUGUGAAUCACCACGUGGCAGUGGCAGAGUCUGCAGUCAUUGGCUACCCGCAUAAGAUCAAGGGAGAAGGGGCCUAUGCAUUCGUUGUGCUGAAGAAGGACAGUGGCUACACACAGGAGACUCUGACUGCUGAGCUACGGGAGCUGAUCUCAAAGAAGAUUGCAAAGUAUGCAGUUCCAGAGUAUGUUCAGGUGACGAACCGGCUGCCCAAGACACGCUCAGGGAAAAUUAUGCGUCGGGUGCUAAGGAAAAUUGUGGAGGACAAGACCAGUGAACUUGGGGACCUAACCACCCUGGAUGACCAUGAGGCUGUGCAGCAGAUCAUAGAGGGACACAAGUUCCUAGUGGAGGGACAGAAGAGCUAUUAG
Messenger RNA from Calypte anna (Anna's hummingbird), 2052 nucleotides. Its product is annotated as acetyl-coenzyme A synthetase 2-like, mitochondrial. Bases 1 to 2052 code for a protein of 683 amino acids. Gene Ontology annotation, molecular function: AMP binding; acetyl-CoA synthetase activity. The transcript has 14 exons. The record is from RefSeq and is a predicted model, not a curated record. NCBI's taxonomy places the organism in Eukaryota, Metazoa, Chordata, Aves, Apodiformes, Trochilidae. Gene Ontology annotation, cellular component: mitochondrion.